Molecule: messenger RNA, 3272 nt
Organism: Solanum pennellii
Lineage: Eukaryota; Viridiplantae; Streptophyta; Magnoliopsida; Solanales; Solanaceae
Product: zinc finger CCCH domain-containing protein 24
Exons: 15
Coding region: 92-2920 (942 amino acids)
Biological process (GO): RNA processing
Molecular function (GO): RNA binding; RNA methyltransferase activity; metal ion binding
Source: RefSeq, a predicted model, not a curated record
AAAAAAAUAAAUAACUGAACAGUAGUGGGGAGUUAAUUGUCACCGCCGUCAAAAACAGCAGCAGAAAAAUUCGAAAAACCCUUCUUUCCCAAUGUCGACGGAAACUGUAAACCCUGAAUUGAACGUCGAGGAGUCAUCGGAGAAGCUCCAUUCGCCGGUAAUCGUGAAAUCGGAAUUGAAUGGAGAUGACUCAUCGGAGCACCUUCAGUUGCCGGAAACUCUGAAAACUGAAUUGAAUGGCGAGGAUUCAUCGGAGCAGCUCCAUUCGUCGGUAAUCGUGAAAUCGGAAUUGAACGGAGAUGAAACAUCGGAGCAGCUUAAGUUGACGGAAACUCUUGCGGAACCGACGGAGAAACGAAAGCGAGAAGGAUCAGAAACAGUAACAGAAACAGAGCAAAAACAACAAAAUCCAUUAUGGAAGACGACACUUUGUUCUUACUUUCGAAGAAAUGAUGGUUCAUGUAGCCAUGGUGAAUCCUGCCGUUACGCUCAUGGUGAAUCAGAGCUCAGGGUCCGACCCGAUAAUACAUGGGACCCGACUUCUGACCGGGCGAAGAAGAUGGCUAAGACGGCUGCUGACGACGACGGGGAGAAGGCAGAGGAUAAAGAAGAGAAGCGCAAUGACGUUAUGAUGACUGAGGCGUUAGACGAUGACGAAUGUUCUUCGGUUUCUGGGUUGUCAAAAUGCUUGGUGAACCUUCCCAUGAAGUGGAGUUCAGAUAAUUUAAGGUGUUUCCUCAAAGAACAUGGUGUUACUUUUAAAUCAGCAAAAAAGAAGAAAGGCAUGGCUGUAGGAUUUGCUACUUUUGAAAAUGCAGAACAAGUGAAAACUGCUGUGAAGGAGUUGGAUGGAAAGCCUGCUGGCAACAAGAUUUUAAAGGUUGGAGAUAUUAUUCCGCGGGCAUUUGAGAGAAAAGGUAAUUCGGCAAUGUCCUCAUUUCACAACAAUCAACAAGGUGAAAAGCAAACCGAAACUGGAGACGGUUUGGAUUUGACUAAAAAAUCAGAGGAAAGUGAGGCUGAGGACCCAGUGACCAGUGAUUCAGUUCUGAAGGGUAGGUGUGUUCGGGAUGUGGUGACUCCUCUUGCUAAAAUGCCAUAUGCUGAUCAACUGGAGCAGAAGAAGAGCUCUUUGACGCGAACUCUCAAAACACUUACUCGAAAUGCACGUAAAGCUUGCCCGAAUGGCGUUCCACUUCCAGAAUGGAUUCUCAAAGCUAGGGAAAUAGGUGGUCUUCCAUGCGAACUAGAGGGAAUAAUUGAAUCGCCACUUAUCACUGGAUAUCGAAACAAGUGUGAGUUUUCUGCAGGAUUCUCUGUACUAGGAAAGCCAACUGUGGGAUUUCAGCUUGGAAAUUUCAGGGAGGGUGUGACAGCUGUUGAGGAACCCGUGGACUGCCCAAAUGUUUCCAGAAUUGCCUGUAAAUAUGCUGCUAUCUUUCAAGAAUUCUUACAACAGUCAACCCUACCUAUUUGGAACAGAUUGAAUAAUACCGGAUUCUGGCGUCAACUUACUGUUCGAGAAGGUCGCAUGCCUGGUAAAAUUGUAGAGGUGGAAAAUCCCAGUGCAAACAUUUCAGAGGUUAUGCUGAUUGUUCAGGUUUCCACUCUGUCUUUUGACGAUGCAUUAGUCAAUGAUGAACUUCAAGGAUUGGCCAAAGCAUUUGCUAUGGGAGCUUCUAUUGCAUCACCAACAUUACCUCUUACUGCCCUGGUAGUUCAGGAUCACACUGGUAUAUCAAAUGUAGCACCAGCAGAUGCUCCUCUACGUGUACUUCCAUUUCCCAGAGAGGAAAGCUAUUCUGAACUGCAUGCAGAUAAUGCAGUUGCUGAAGCAAAAAUUCACGAUUAUAUUAAUGGACUUAAGUUUUGUAUUUCGCCGACGGCCUUCUUUCAGGUGAACACCCUUGCUGCAGAGAAGUUAUACUCUCUUGCAGGGGACUGGGCCAGCUUGGGUCCUGAUACCUUACUUUUUGACGUUUGCUGUGGAACUGGAACAAUUGGUCUUACUCUGGCAAAUCGAGUUGGUAUGGGAGAAAAAAGAUUCCAGUUUAAGGAAGUAGUCAAGCAUUUGGCUAGUCAAGAAGGAAAAUGGGUUGUGGGCAUUGAAAUGAAUGCUUCUGCUGUUUCUGAUGCUCAAAGAAAUGCUGAAAUCAAUGGGAUAAAGAACUGUAGAUUUAUUUGUGGAAAGGCAGAGGAUGUCAUGGGAUCUGUACUGAAAGAAUAUCUUGCUUCACCUGCGAAAGUAGAUGGACUUCUAGAUAUAGAAGAAAAGAAAAACCAAGAAAAUACUACUUCCACUGAGAAGACUGAUUCUAUAGUUAAUGCAUCGAAAACAGAUGGGGAAUCAGGUAUUGGGUCUGAAAAUGGUAAAAGCAUGUGCAUUGAUCAAGAUUCUACACCUACUGAGAAUAUGUAUUCUACGGAUAGCGCCGCUGAACCGGAGGAAAAAACAGGCCUUGAGUGUACCAAUGGUAAAAGCUUGUCAGAAUCUUCAGCAGAUGGCACUACAGAACCAGCAACCCAACUUAAGAAGUGUUCAUCAGAUAAUUUGACCACUCCAGUGCAACAUUUCAAGAAUGUUGUUGCAAUUGUAGAUCCUCCACGUGCUGGACUUCAUCCCACUGUUAUCAAACUUUUAAGGACUAACUCACGUCUAAGGAGGCUUGUUUACAUUUCCUGUAAUCCUGAAAGCUUGGUUGCAAACGCUAUUGAGCUCUGCACACCUUCUCCAGACGAAUCGGAAAAGGGGGAUAAUAGGAACAACAGAUUAUGGAGGAAGAUGAGCAGCGCUACUCUUGCACGACAUAGGACCAAAUCUAUGCCCAAUUCAGAGCCUUUUAAACCUGUCAAAGCCAUGGCUGUUGAUCUUUUUCCACAUUCUCCUCAUUGUGAACUGGUGAUGCUUCUGGAGAGGUAAAUUUAUCUAUUUCCUUAAGUGAUAAUCUUGAGUAGCCAUAUUUAUGUGAGGAAAUAGAAAUGUUCCUUUAGAUUUGUUCUCUCAAUGUGGAAAACAAGGGAUGCGCUUUCGACAAACAGUUACUUGAUAUCUGUUACUGAUGGCAGUUUUGAGUCAAUCUUUUACUCGUGGAAGAUUUCCAUAAUUUUGUUUUGUAACUUUUUCCUUAUUUUAUUACCAAUUUCCAGUUUCCUGAUUCCCUGUUCGAAAAGAAUACCUCUAAUAUUAAUGACAGAUUAUGUUUAUGACCUCUCAUCUAAUUUAAGAUGCUGUAACAAUUUCAAGUGAAAAGUAUUCUGUUAAUGUUAAGUAA